Molecule: messenger RNA, 1136 nt
Organism: Dendronephthya gigantea
Lineage: Eukaryota; Metazoa; Cnidaria; Anthozoa; Malacalcyonacea; Nephtheidae
Product: UPF0454 protein C12orf49 homolog
Exons: 5
Coding region: 124-669 (181 amino acids)
Biological process (GO): positive regulation of SREBP signaling pathway
Source: RefSeq, a predicted model, not a curated record
UAUAAGAAAAAUAUCAAAAGUUGAGUCAUGGUCGUUGUUUAUAGAAACUAGAGUAUGCGGUUGAAAUCUGGAUGAAAAGAAAGGAUUAUACUCAGCGAUCUCUGUAAAAUAUGCAUUCAAGAAAUGAGAUUGUAUUAUAGAUGGUUCCUAGCUCUACUUUUUGCGUUUUGUCUGAUAAUAUUUUGGCAAAAUUACGUAAAAAACUUUGAGGCAGAAGAACUAGAUGAAAGUGAUGGUAAAGUGACGCCAACUUUCCAAUGGAUUGACAAUAAAGGUCUCAAGCAGUGUCGAAGUUCAGUACAAGGCUCAAGGAUUAUUGUAGAUGAGAGAGGAUAUAUUUGUGAAUGGUCAGAUAGGCUUUCCAAUGGUUGCUGUUUUUCAAAAGGUGUUACCACAAAGCAGUUUGUUUGCAAGAGUUGUCUUUCAAACCAGUGUUGCAGUGUGUAUGAACACUGUGUGUCCUGCUGUCAACACCCGAACAAGCAAACUCUGCUGCGAUCAAUCUUAGCAAACAACAGUCGCAAGAUUUUGAAAAUGGUUCAAGACCAGUUUGAAUUCUGCUUGGUGAAAUGCCGUACAUCUUCAGAAAGCGUUAUUCACGAGAAUCAUUACCGCAACAGUAAGCACAAGCAUUGCUUUGGUCUGAAACAACCUGAAACAGAAACAUGACCCAGCUCACAUUCAGCAUGAGAUAAAUGGUUCCAAAUGAACACACAUACAGCGGAUGUCUGUCUGUAUCAAUGUGUGGUAACAAUUAAAAACGCGUUGUAGAUGAUCACAUGAAGUCUUAAGAUGUUUACAUGUUGAGGAUUACAAAGUUCAUUAAGACAUAACAAGCUGAAUAAUUAAGAAGUCGAGAGAGUAUUGACAUGGUACAAUCACUAGCAUUGUUAACAAACUAACACAGUGGUAACAGAUAAUUGGUUGAAGCAAUGAUAUGUUUGAGACACUAAUAAGUAGCGUUGAUGAGUUUCAACUUACGGGAAAAAGAUCAUUUAUGCAAUCCAAGAGAUUUUUGAAAUGCUGCCCCAUCACCAGAAGUUGCAAGCUGUAAAUCAAUAGAAAAAAUGGUGAUCAUUUAUAAAUUAUAUUUUUAUGAUAUGCAUGAAAAUAAAAAUUGUUAAUUUAUAAUAAAC